GCGGAAUUGGAGGAUGAGAAGGUUUUGACAGCUGUGUUUGCUGUUCACAUAUGGCAGAUGGUCUAGCAUAUUAAAACUGCUUUCUUCAUUUUUCUCCUUGUUAGAUACUUAGCCGUGGUAUUUACAGCUUGAUACUAUUAAUGGAAGUAUGGCUUGUAAACAAACUAGUAGUUACAAAACAGUUUCAAAAGUACAUUGACCUACCGUCCCCUCCCUUACCCCUGCUUUCACGGACAACCUCGUUUCCAGUUCCUCAGAGUUUUUCAUUCAAAAUGGCGGCGAUGUUUGACUACGAAAUUAAGUGCGAUUUUCCAGUCUUAAUAUCACGAAAAAGCUCAGGGAAAUAGAUUGAGGUUCUAUUUUUGUUUAGAAAAUGGAGCGUUAUCACAUUUUGCAGCUAAUCGGAGAGGGUUCGUUUGGAAAAGUGUACAAAGGUAGAAAGAAAUACAGUGGGCAGGUUGUGGCAUUAAAAUUCAUUCCUAAAGUUGGCAGAUCUGAAAAAGAGCUAAAGAAUUUGCAGAGGGAAAUUGACAUCAUGAGGAACCUAGAGCAUGAAAACAUCAUCAAAUUACUGGACUCCUUUGAAACACCUAAAGAGGUUUGUGUUGUAACAGAGUACGCUGAAGGAGAAUUAUUCCAGGUAUUAGAAGAUGAUGGUUCUCUUCCAGAGCAGCAGGUCAGAAAGAUUGCCUGCCAACUUGUCAAGGCCUUGUACUAUCUGCACUCUCACAGGAUUCUUCAUAGAGACAUGAAACCACAAAACAUUCUCCUUGGAAAGGGAGGAGUAGUCAAGCUCUGUGAUUUUGGAUUUGCAAGAGCCAUGAGUAUAAACACCCUUGUAUUGACAUCAAUUAAGGGAACUCCACUAUACAUGUCUCCUGAAUUGGUGCAAGAGAAACCAUAUGAUCACAACUCUGAUCUCUGGUCUGUAGGAUGUAUUUUAUAUGAACUGUUUGUUGGAACACCUCCCUUCUAUACCAACAGCAUCUUUCAGCUGGUGAACCUGAUCUGUCGGGAUACUGUCAAGUGGCCUGAGAACAUGAGCCCUGAUUUUCAGAGCUUUCUCCAAGGUCUCCUAACCAAAGACCCCAACAAAAGACUUACCUGGCCUUAUUUGCUAAGGCAUCCAUUUGUGGCAGAUGGAAUAAACGAAGCUGAAUUAGAAAGGAUUAGUGAUCCAGAGAUGUUUGAAAAGCUCUCAAAUGCAGCUAGCACUGUUGGAAAAACUAUGAAAGGCAAGGGAAAAAUUCAACAAGGGAAAAACAAGAAAGAAAGUAGUACUGGAGAGGUUCGACCAUCAUGGAUAAGAAAGCUACAACAGAAACAAGAAGGGGCCCAGCCAAAAAAUCAGAAAGGGGCUGAAGUGAAGCAAGAGAAUAAGGAGAAAGGAAAGCAGGAGACGAAGAAGAAAGCUCAGGGUAAUGUAACAGCAAAGAAUAAGCCUUCCUCAGCAAAGGAUACCGGAACAAAAAAGCCCACAACUACUAAAGAGGAGCUUGAAGAGAGGGAUAGAGUUGUGCAGGAAAAAGCUGUUGAUGAUGAGUGGGAGGUGCAGCUAGAAGAAAAGCCGGUUGCAACUGACAGGGCAGGACAUGAAAUAAGUGAUGACUAUGAGAGAGAGACAUCAGUUAUUGAACAAGUCUUGGCUGCUGCUGUCAAGAGACGUGAGGAAAAGAGUAGAAGGCAGGGAGAGAGGCAUUAUGGAGGGCAAGAGGGACUGGAUAGUGAAGAAGAAUGGGACUAUCUUGUGGAAGUAACAGAACAAGCUUCCACAGGUGGAGCAACUCAAAAAGGACACCCUUCAGAAGAUGCUAGAAUUACUGAGAAACUGAUGACUGAUUCAGCCUUUAUCAGCAAAGUACAGGAUGCACUAGAGACUGUGGCAGGUCAAGUCUUGGAUGGUCUGUUAGAGGGUGCAUCUCGUUUGAGACAAAUUCUCAGAGUUCUGAGAAGUUUGUUAACAACUCCUUGCUCUCCUGAAGUGAAACUAAACUUUUCAAGUUCAGUCGGAAUUCCUUCGGAUAGUGUCAUUCUCAUAAUACAGUUAAUCAAAAAGCAAGGUCUUUCUCAGCAACCUUGGGUAGUACAAGUUAUUGUGGAUCUACUGAAUGUGACAACAGCUUUCAUUGAGAACAUCAUUCUUUUGAGCAGUGAUGCCGGCAGAGAAAGCUCUGCCCUUUUAAGUUGUGGAAAGAACCUUGUGGAAUGUCUACCAACACUAAUGCAACAUGGCCAGGACAAAGAACUGAAUCUUAGACAAGCUACUUUAGAGUGUGUUCAGUGUAUUUGUAAUGCCAUUGACAGACAUGAUGCUGCAGUAUCUGAAGAGUUUUAUGACAAUCUUGUUACUUGUGACAUAAAGAGCGUGGAUUGCCUCAUUGGAGCUCUUCUUGUGGAACCAAACGCUGUACAAAGACUCAAAGUUUUACCCAAAAUAGGUGCGAUUGGAGAUUCUGCGUCUGUGAAAGCAAGAGUAACGCGCCUUCAGAUUGUUGCUGUGACAACAGUGACGGUAUUAGUGACCUUACCCAAAGACUCAGCUAUUGAAUCAAGUCCAAAACGAAACUUAGCAAGCCUUGUAGCGAAAAAACUUCUUCAGCCAUCGAGGGAAGACUGUUUGGAUGUUGUAUAUCAGUUUCUGCACAAUACAGCGUCAUCUCUGUGUGUUGUGAAUCUUGUCGCUGAACUGUGUGUGGUAUCAAGAGACUUUAGCCUUCAUCUUAUGCGACAGUCCAAAUGGCUAGCGUCACUGAGCAAGUAUUUAACAAGUUGUAAUGGAAAGGACUCAGAUCGCGAGGAUACGUGCUGUGUAUUGCGUGUUUUGUGUGCCAUGGUAGCCAAUGUAGAGGAGAUUCCUGCAGAGAUUUCUGAUUGCUCAGAUCAUGUUGCUUCCAUUUUUACCGGCUCACAUGACUUCGUGAUCCAAGCUUUCUCUGCCAUGUUGCUCGCCAAACUUGUCAGUCCAGAUCCCAGACUACUGGUUGAUCAAGUUGAACGGGUUUUAGAUGUCAUCUCCACGGCACUGGCCAGGCUGCCACAGAAACCAUUGAUGCUAGUGGGUGUUAAUGGCGGUGUUUUGGAUGGUAUUGUAGAACUGUUGGAGCAUUGUCUGACUCAGGAUAAUGGCUCCACGGCAUCUUCACGAGUAGCUGACAGCAUUCUUUGGAACAGUUUAUGGUCUGCAGUUGGUGUCGUUCUUAACAUCGCACCAGACGAAUCAGUAGUUCUGAGUGAUAUAGAAGUAAUGCCCGAAGAAGAAGCUGAUAUCAGAGUGGGCGUUGUCCAGUGGAGAAUUCUGUCAUAUCAGGGCUUGCAGCGUGUGUUACGCAUAACACACUUCUUAUUUACCAAGACUCCAGUUCAAAGUAUUGAGAAACUCGUUGAACCUCCAGCACAUGCGGUGUCCUGCUUGAGCAAAAUGCUUACAACACCAUUUGUGGAACAACUCUCUAAACAUUUGGCAGGUUCUUCUACUCAUGGAAAUAAAGGGGAAAACACAGGAGAAGCGCUCAAUGCCUUCACUAACAUGAUAAUCAAGAUAUUCUAUUUUCCGUUUGCAAUAGAUGUAGAAGAACAUCUUCUGCACGAUACCCAAAGUGUUUUGUAUCAGUGCAGACUUGUCCCUAACUUGUUGGAGUUUGUGUCCAAGUUUUUGCCCUUGGAAGACUUGGAACUUCCACUUGGUCUGGUUUCUCGGUUGGUACUUAGCGAUGAGAUCUUUGUUACACAGCUGGCAAGAGAUGUUACAAACCAAAAGGGUGAGUCCUUCCUAGCCUCACUGGUGUCAGCGGAUAACUCUAUUACUCUUCUGAGUGACGUCAUUACGAUACUGAGUCAUGUUGCCCGGAGUUCCUCGGAGUAUGUUUCCUUGGUUACGAAAGUUUUGCAAGGCGACGGAGAUUCGUACGAGCCCCUGUACAAUCUUCUAUCACACCCGAACGCAGCUAUCAUUGCUAACGCUUGUGGCAUGUUGGGUAAUAUACUGAAGCAUUCUGCUGUCUUCUGUCCGGUUCUUCAGAGAACCAAUUUGUUGUCGACGUUGAUAAACUGUUUGAAGAGUGAAGAUUCUAAUGUGCGCAAGACCGCCAGUUUCGCAGUUGGUAACGCUGCCUAUCACAGCGACUCACUGUACACGCAACUGAGCCCUGCUGUGCCUCUGCUGGUUGCCUUGCUCACGGACUCGGUAGCUCGAACAAGAGCGAAUGCCGCCGGCGCUCUAGGAAACAUGGUGAGACAUUCGCCCUUACUGUAUCAGCAACUCAUCAAGGCACAAGCACCACACGGUGUUCUUGACAUGGCUUGCAAUGACGGCCAUAUCGAGCCUCAGGACGCCGCUUUGAAGACGCUGAGACUUUUCUGUAGAAACCCACGGUGUAGACAGGUGCUGGUUUCUCUUGGUAUACAACAACGGCUUCUCAGAUACCUAGAAAGAUCCCGGAUGUCUGGCGCCAGCAGUCAGCAAUCCAGCGUUUCAUCGGUUCCCAGUACUGCGCGGACUAAUGACAGCGUGGUGUCGGAACACUGUGUUCGCAUCUUGAACAAGCUCAAAACACGCGGAAACGAGACUUGAGACUUUUUUGAGAGAGGGCAGAAGGCAUUAUCACCACGAGGAAGACCGACAGCGAUAACUUGCGCAAAUGCAAGACUAGAAAACAGCUCUUCACGGUAAGGUUGCUUUAUUGGCGCGUCACGUUCUUGAUGCGAAAAACAGAACAGAAGAGACUUACGUGAGAAGGGAAAAUUUGUUUUGAAAUGGAGGUAGAGGAGCUUAUAGGCAACAUGAACUGAUAUGGUCACCCUAAAGGAAUCCAUCCACCAGUUGCGUAUUUACUCCGACACUGAAAGGUACAAAGGUCAUUACAGAAUAGUGCUUGUACGUCUGCAUAUUGCGCCCACGGUUACUGAUGUUGGUGAGAUAUAGUAUGAGUUGGGUGACAUUGUUCAAUUGUGACUCUGAUGUUGGUUAUCUGUUUAAAGUUGGUGGAACAAGUAGCUUUCUGGAGAAAAAAAGGUCCCCUAUAUGACUAUCCGAACAUUUCUGAUAACUCGUCAACUACAAAUUUGCACCCGCAUUUGCGUUUUACAUCAUUUUACUAGGCAACUUCUGAUGGAAAAAGCGGGUUUAUUGAGUUCUUAGAGUCAGGACUUAGAACGAAAAAUACAUAAAAGGAUGGGUUUGACCAUAGUUAAUGGAGGGAAAUGGUUACGAAGCCCGGUAAACAUCAAAGAAGCAAGGAGAAGAGAACAAGCAAGUCCUUGACCCUGCUCAUCUUUUGUUUUAUGCUCAUUGACUAUGCGUGAAUUACAUAAUUGCAAUGCUUCUAUUGGUUAGUUGUGUGAGCACACAUAACAUCCUUCUGUAUUUUGCCAGGUUUUCUGUAGGGUCAACCCCCCAAAUAGCCAACAAAAACAUACAACAAAGAACUUUGCCAAGUUUCUUAACCAUUCCCUCUAUUAACUAUGAUUUGACAGUAUGAUAAUACUGACGUGUCUUAAAUGGGGAGUAUACAUGUAUGAGUCUUAAAGAGAAAAUACUUAAUGUACAUAUUCAAAACUCAGGUACGUACUGUUUGGUAAAUUACGUGUCAACAGAAGUUAUUUAUUGCUGUGGAUUUUGUAUUUAAAUGUUUCUAUAAAACAUUAAUAAGUCUGUGGAAAGAAAUGUUGUUUGUAGUCUUCUUGUCUAAUUCUUAGACAGCUUUUUGCAGACUUGUCGUUGUUUUGAAUGGCAGCCAUUUUUCCGCCCACUUUCCCGGGCAGGUGUUAAAAUGAAGGUGACACGUCCAUAUUGAGAGUGUUCAAGGGAAAAUGGAGUGCUCGAACAACUGGCAUGAUAGAUGAUGUUGCUUUUAAAAACCUUUUACAGCCAUAAACCUUUUCUUUUAACCAGCUCAAAGAAUACCGUCAAAGAGAUCUGAUUUCCACUUUAAUAUUGUAAUACCAUAUCCAAAGGUUGAUUUUCUUAAUGAUCAACGUGGCAGUUUCCCUGAAAAGAGACCCAUUAGGCUAUUUUUAUCAUUCGAUAGAAAGGAGCAUGAAAAUUCAAUCUGCAUUAAUUAAGGAAAGGUUUUGUCCCACAGAGCAGAUUCAGUCCCCGGUAUUAGAAUAUCAAUUCUCUUUACCAGAUUGUGAAACGUUUCUAUGUAUUCUAGUUCAGAGAAUUUAAUUGUAAAUCGUAAUAUCCCCGAGUCGUGACUGUCCUCAGGCCAGUCGCCUGUCUGAUUGUAAUAUAUCGACAAUCAAUGAGAAAUGAACUGUUUAUCAUAAGUGUUGCUAGCGAAAGCAGCUUUAUUAGGUUCAAAUGUGAUGUUUAUAUUUAUAUUUUUAUGAAUAAUGGAAGUCAAUGAAUAACAGCCAC
This is a messenger RNA of Orbicella faveolata, 6358 nucleotides long. Its product is annotated as serine/threonine-protein kinase 36-like. NCBI's taxonomy places the organism in Eukaryota, Metazoa, Cnidaria, Anthozoa, Scleractinia, Merulinidae. Gene Ontology annotation, molecular function: protein kinase activity; ATP binding; protein binding. Gene Ontology annotation, biological process: protein phosphorylation; smoothened signaling pathway. Gene Ontology annotation, cellular component: cytoplasm. The record is from RefSeq and is a predicted model, not a curated record.